CGCGAGAGAAUAUGAGGGACUAACAGAAAGAAGCGCGAUGAAGUUGUGUUCUAUUUUCCACAGUUACCGAUGUUUUGUUUCCCGGUGCUGUGAGGCAUUGUACUGAGCCAUCCUUAAAAUAAACCAUCACCUUUCUUUUAUAUUCAACUUGAGUAUUCAUUGAAGAUGAGUGAAGAAAGAAGAAACCCAACAGGUUAUGGGCCCAGACAUGCAACGGGAGGAAGAUGGCAGCGCCUGGUCUUCGAUGGAGACGAGGACAACUACAAACUUUGGGAAGUAAAAUGUCUUGGUCGCAUGAGACUUGAAGGUUUAAAGGACACAAUACUUUCCUCUGGUGAAGUGGACCCAGAGAAGAAUGCAGAAUGUUUUGCAGAGCUAAUCCAGUUCCUCGACGACAAAAGUCUGUCGUUGGUGAUGAGAGACGCUGCUGACGAUGGUCGCAAAGCACUACAAAUUUUACGGCGCCAUUAUGCCAGUGAUGGUAAGCCAAGAAUUAUUUCCCUGUACAACGAAUUGUGUUCCCUGAAGAAAAACUCCGAAGAAACUAUUACAGACUACAUCAUUAGAGCCGAAAAGAUUGUGACUUCUUUAAGAAAUACAAAGCAAGUAAUAAGCGAUGAGUUGAGUAUUGCUAUGGUUCUGCGGGGCCUACCGGAACCAUACAAACCAUUCGUCAUUCACAUGACACAGAGCAACGAUGAAGUGACUUUUGUGGAGUUUAAGAGCAAACUACGAAGCUACGAAGAGACAGAGAAAUUUGAACACAAACCAAAUUCAGACAACGUAAUGAAAGUGGACAUAGCGUCAGCAACCUGUUAUGGAUGUGGGAAUCGUGGACAUUUUGCGAGAAAUUGUCCCCACAAAACAACACCAAAGUGGUGCAACUACCACAGAAGCACAACACAUACAGACGAGACGUGCAGAAGAAAAACCAAGCCUGACUCUGCUAAACAAACUAUGGAGAAAGAAGAAGAUUCAAAGGAAAGUGGAACCUCCUUUGUGUUCCAAGCCAGUCAUUUGGUGCUUCCAGACGGCAUCAAACAAAAUGGACUGAUGGUGGACUGUGGGGCGACGUCACACAUAAUCACCGAGAAGAGUAAAUUUACACGAUUUGAUGAUACUUUUAACCCAAACAAACACUACAUGGAGUUGGCCAAUGGAACAAGGAAGAACAACGUGGCUCUGAAGAGAGGCGAUGCAGUGGUUCUUCUACGCAACACGGAAGGUAAAAGUGUCCCCGUCACACUGAAGAAUGCCUUGUUCAUCCCAAUCUACCCACAAGACUUCAUGUCGGUGAAAGCAGCCACGACUGAUGGAGCUCAAGUGAUCUUCGAAGAAGGACAAAACCGGCUCAUCACGAAAGAAGGAAACACCUUCAAGUUAGAAGUACACGAGAGACUGUACUACCUCAAAACGGGCAGUGUGUGGAGUCCCACAGACGUAUAAAGACACCCUGAUGUCAUCAGAGGCAGCCAGCUGGGAAAAAGCCAUGAAAGACGAAUUGGCAUCUCUCAAAAAAAUGACACACUUGAACUAACAACAUUACCAAAA
Messenger RNA from Nerophis ophidion (straightnose pipefish), 1551 nucleotides. RefSeq lists its product as uncharacterized. Lineage: Eukaryota; Metazoa; Chordata; Actinopteri; Syngnathiformes; Syngnathidae. The record is from RefSeq and is a predicted model, not a curated record. Gene Ontology annotation, molecular function: nucleic acid binding; zinc ion binding. The coding region runs from base 166 to 1446 and encodes 426 amino acids. The transcript is spliced from 2 exons.